Molecule: messenger RNA, 1635 nt
Organism: Mercurialis annua (annual mercury)
Lineage: Eukaryota; Viridiplantae; Streptophyta; Magnoliopsida; Malpighiales; Euphorbiaceae
Product: triose phosphate/phosphate translocator, non-green plastid, chloroplastic
Exons: 9
Coding region: 173-1411 (412 amino acids)
Biological process (GO): transmembrane transport
Cellular component (GO): membrane; Golgi apparatus
Molecular function (GO): antiporter activity
Source: RefSeq, a predicted model, not a curated record
AGAAAUUAACAUCCGAAUUGGGAAUUUGUUUGUUAAAUUCCCCGCUUGGACUGUUACACACCAAACCUCGAGCAACUCAGUCCUCUCGGCGGACUCUCCAACGCCUCCACCACCUACCCAUUAAAACCCAACCCUCCCAUCCCAUUUCAGAUCUUCACCACCAAUCCCCAAAAUGCAGACCGCAGCUUUCACCCUCUCUUCGCCAUCUCCGUCUCUUCCUCUUCUCAACCACCGAAGAAUCACUCACCUCACUUCUUCUCCCUCUAGAUUCGAUUCUAUUCGCGCCUCUUCUUCUAGUAAUAAACGACAGGAUCCUCUUCUCUCUAGCAAUGUCGUUUUCCCCCGCCGAUCCUGGUCGUUUUCUUCCUCUAUCUCGCCUCUCCGCCCUUGGAAUCCUCUUGUCUCCGAGGAGAAAACUGACAGUUUUCAGGUUAAGGCUGCUGCUGUUCCUGAAAGCGCCGGUGAGAGUGAGAAGCCUGCUAGUGGCUUGAGUAAGACUCUUGAGCUUGGAUCGUUGUUCGGCCUUUGGUAUCUUUUCAAUAUUUACUUCAAUAUUUACAACAAACAGGUUUUGAAGGUCUUUCCAAACCCAGUAACUAUCACCUUAAUUCAGUUUGCUGUUGGGACAGUGCUAGUUACUCUCAUGUGGACUCUUAAUCUUUACAAAAGGCCAAAAAUCAGCGGUGCUCAGCUUGCUGCAAUCCUCCCACUGGCAGUGGUUCACACACUAGGCAACCUUUUCACUAAUAUGAGUCUUGGGAAAGUGGCUGUUUCAUUCACUCACACAAUCAAAGCCAUGGAACCUUUCUUCUCAGUUCUUCUCUCUGCUAUGUUUCUCGGUGAGAUGCCUACUUUAUGGGUGGUAGGUUCCAUUAUACCAAUUAUGGGUGGUGUGGCUCUUGCUUCAGCCACUGAGGCAUCUUUCAAUUGGGCUGGGUUCUGGAGUGCAAUGGCUUCCAAUUUGACAAACCAAUCCCGUAAUGUCCUUAGCAAAAAGGUCAUGGUUAAGAAAGAGGAUUCCAUGGACAACAUCACUCUGUUCUCAAUUAUAACAAUUAUGUCCUUUUUCUUGUUAACCCCUGUGACUCUAUUCAUGGAGGGGGUGAAGUUCACUCCUGCAUACCUCCAGUCUGCUGGGUUGAAUGUGAAACAAGUAUACAUGAGGUCUCUUAUUGCGGCACUCUGCUUCCAUGCCUAUCAGCAGGUGUCUUACAUGAUAUUGCAAAGAGUAUCCCCUGUUACCCACUCUGUCGGUAAUUGUGUGAAGCGUGUGGUGGUCAUUGUGAGCUCUGUCAUCUUCUUCCGAACGCCUGUCUCACCUAUAAACUCUCUAGGUACUGGGAUUGCCCUUGCUGGAGUUUUUCUUUAUUCAAGAGUGAAGCGCAUUAAGCCAAAGGCAAAGACAGCUUAAAGAUAAGUGGGAUUUUUUUGUGAUUAAAAUGGUUUAAUAGAUGAUGACACACCAUGGAGAAUUUGUCUGUAGAUCAAGCCAGGAACACAAUUAUGUCUUUUUUUUCUUUGGGUUUGUAUUGUUUGAUUAGCUUAAUUAACUCGGAUAAUUCGUUCGCUAGUGGCCUUUAGCCAUGCUGAGAAAUUCUGUCAAGAAAAAAGAAAAUUAUUUCUCUUUUGAUUCCA